GGAAAUUUGUUGUGGCGGUGAGGAAGAGGAAGCCCCGAAGGGUCAAAAGGAAUACAAAAGCAAAGUCUGCUCGCUUGCUUUAAACCGUUGUUCUUUCUGUCUUUCUGACCUAUUUUUUUAAGAGCGAGCGGCCUUGGCGGCGGCGGUUUGGGUUAGACGCCGCGGAGGUGAGGGAGGCUCUCCUCCCGCGCUCUGGGAGGUCUGUCACCUCCCUGCUGUACAGACUGGACUUGACUAAGACUCCUUGAGUCCCUGAGAUUCUCCAUUAGAAUCUGCUUUGGAGAUUUUUCCCCCUGCAGACUGUUCCAUUAUGGAUGGAGGAGAUGAUGGUAACCUUGUCAUCAAAAAGAGGUUUGUGUCCGAGGCAGAGCUAGAUGAGCGGCGUAAAAGGAGGCAAGAAGAGUGGGAAAAGGUUCGAAAACCAGAAGAUCCACAAGAAUGUCCAGAGGAGGCUUAUGACCCCCGGUCUCUGUACGAACGGCUCCAGGAGCAGAAAGACAGGAAGCAGCAGGAGUAUGAGGAACAGUUCAAAUUCAAAAAUAUGGUAAGAGGUUUAGAUGAAGAUGAGACCAACUUCCUUGAUGAGGUUUCUCGUCAGCAGGAACUGAUAGAAAAGCAGCGACGAGAAGAAGAACUGGAGGAGCUGAAGGAGUACAGAAGUAAUCUCAACAAGGUUGGAAUUUCUGCAGAAAAUAAAGAAGUAGAGAAGAAGCUGGCUGUGAAACCCAUAGAAACCAAGAGCAAGUUCUCCCAGGCGAAGCUGUUGGCAGGAGCUGUGAAGCAUAAGAGCUCAGAGAGUGGCAGCAGUGUGAAAAGACUGAAACCAGACCCCGGCCCAGACGACAAGGCUCAAGAGGCUCCGUCCUGCGUGUCUCUUGGAAGCUCUUCUCUGAGUGGCCCCUCCAUCCACUGCCCAUCUGCUGCUGUCUGCAUCGGCAUCCUCCCGGGCCUGGGUGCCUACUCCGGGAGCAGUGACUCCGAGUCCAGUUCAGACAGCGAAGGUACCAUCAACGCUACAGGGAAGAUCGUCUCCUCCAUCUUUCGAACCAACACCUUCCUCGAAGCACCCUAGCUCCUGACAUCACCAUAGGGAGCGUCUCCCCAGAGGGUUAAACGCCUGUUCUGACUCAACAUCACCUCCCUCAGAAAACUUCACCUGCUUCCUGUGCACAUGUGACAUUCUAACCUAACCUAGAAUUGUGCCAUAGUCCACUUGUGGCUCAAACUCUGCUUGGUUUCUCUUUAUGCUCCAGUGCAGAUGACCAAACCUGUCCCAGCGAUAGGUCUCAGAAAUGCCACUGGUGGUGCAAGGGUUCACCGUACCUUGUUGCUUUCUUGUUUUUCUCCUUUCCUGGUAGCACAGGAAGCAUUAUCUUGAUACACUAUUGUAGGUGAAGGGGCUGCUUGGUUCUGCCAUGUUGUGUGUGGCAUAGAGAAGGGCAGACUAGCUGCUGACCUGAGUUCUGCCCUAGGUCUGACCCUUCCUGGAUGUUGUGUGACUAAAGAUUGCAAACCACACCCACAAGGCUAUGAGCCAACCACAGCCCUUGAGGUGAUGUUCUUCCAUGUUGUUAUUCUCCCCUCUCCAGCCUGCGGAGAUAGGAAGAAGCUGGUAAGGAUGACAUGUCCAUCUUCUGCCCACCUUUUCUCCCUGGAAAACUGUUUUGAUUUUGUUUUUGAAAUAAAGAAUUUAGUUUAGGAUUCUAAACAUUAGAGAAGCAAAUUUACUGAAUCAUAGCCAGAAACUAUAACUGCUCAUAGCUGUGUUAAAGAGAUGACUAAUGCCUCGCUGUUUCUGGAAUCCUCGGGCUGCAAACUAGUAGGACAUGCCUGUUACGGCUGUCCUCUACUCCACCGAGGCCCUGCUGUUUGCACAUACAGCACUGCAGCUUUUGACGGUGAAGGUAUUUCCAGCCUGAGAUGCUGCCUCAGUGCUUUUCCUUUAUCCACGCCCCCCCCCACCUCUGCCCCACACUGUCCCCGGGCUUCCCCAAUAACAGCUCCUGGACCAUGAGCCGCAGGUCUUGUCUGUUUCUGUCUCAUGGUGGAGGGAGAGAGCAGGUGUACAGGACUCAGGUUGGAAGACAGAUACAUCUGACGGUCUGUGCGCCUGCUCCAGAAUGAGCCUGAGUUCUCAGUCCCUGCUUCCAGUAUCCAUUGUUUCUUCCUUCCUAUGGGUGUGAGACGAGUGGGACACACCGAAUGUGUUGGCACUGACAUACUGGCAGGCAGAGGAAGCUCCUCAGUUUUAACGUGGGCAGAGGGCCCUGGAUCUCAUCCAGCCCUUCCUUUCCCCUUUCAGUGUAUUGACACUGGUGCCCACCAGCAGAUGGUGGUUUUCCUUCACCCAUCGUGGAUGCCUGUGAUUGCUGCCACCCUUUGCAGAGCCUCCCAGUGCUAAUAAUCUUUUCUGUCAGUGCGGGAGCGUCAGCUCCAUCCUGAGAAGACAUCUAGGUAAAACUGCAAGCACCUUC
Molecule: messenger RNA, 2474 nt
Organism: Chionomys nivalis (European snow vole)
Lineage: Eukaryota; Metazoa; Chordata; Mammalia; Rodentia; Cricetidae
Gene: Psme3ip1
Product: proteasome activator subunit 3 interacting protein 1
Exons: 8
Coding region: 311-1072 (253 amino acids)
Cellular component (GO): nucleus
Source: RefSeq, a predicted model, not a curated record